Peromyscus eremicus (cactus mouse) is the source of this 4152-nucleotide messenger RNA. RefSeq names its product integrin subunit alpha 7 (gene Itga7). Gene Ontology annotation, cellular component: integrin complex; external side of plasma membrane. The record is from RefSeq and is a predicted model, not a curated record. Gene Ontology annotation, molecular function: integrin binding. The coding region runs from base 205 to 3750 and encodes 1181 amino acids. Gene Ontology annotation, biological process: cell-cell adhesion; leukocyte migration; integrin-mediated signaling pathway. Lineage: Eukaryota; Metazoa; Chordata; Mammalia; Rodentia; Cricetidae. The transcript is spliced from 26 exons.
GCGCUCCCUCUGCAGUAGCUGUACUUAGCUGGUCCUAGGGCAGCCGAGAGGAGGGCUCAAGAGGGGUGCCGAGGUGAAAGAGUGGAAGACUUCUGAAAGAUCAACUAGAUUUCGGAAACCAGAAACACUCCUGGGGAGAACUGGGGGCUCUAGGCGCGCGACGAUUUCCUCGCACCAGCACGGAGCGCUCGCAGGGUUGGUUCCAUGGGCAGGAUUCCGAGCGGCGAUUCCCUCCGGCCCCCUGGGAUUUGCUACCUUCUUGGCUUCUUGUUCGCUGGACUGCUCUUACCACGGGCUGUCGCCUUCAAUCUGGAUGUGAUGGGCGCCCUGCGCAAGGAAGGCGAACCUGGCAGCCUCUUCGGCUUCUCGGUAGCCCUGCACCAACAAUUACAGCCCCGACCCCAGAGCUGGCUGCUGGUGGGUGCUCCCCAGGCCCUGGCUCUUCCCGGGCAGCAAGCAAACCGCACUGGAGGCCUCUUUGCUUGUCCCCUGAGCCUAGAGGAGACAGACUGCUACAGAGUGGACAUCGACCAGGGAGCUAAUGUGCACAAGGAAAGCAAGGAGAACCAGUGGCUGGGAGUCAGUGUUCGGAGCCAGGGGCCCGGGGGCAAGAUUGUCACCUGUGCGCACCGAUAUGAGUCUCGACAGAGGGUGGACCAGAUCCUGGAGACUCGGGAUGUGAUUGGCCGCUGCUUUGUGCUAAGCCAGGACCUGGCCAUCCAUGAUGAGUUGGAUGGCGGCGAGUGGAAGUUCUGUGAGGGGCGCCCCCAGGGCCAUGAACAGUUUGGGUUCUGCCAGCAGGGCACUGCUGCCACCUUCUCCCCCGACAGACACUACCUCGUCUUUGGGGCUCCAGGAACCUAUAACUGGAAGGGCACAGCCAGGGUGGAGCUCUGUGCGCAGGGCUCGCCGGACCCGGCAGACCUGGAUGAUGGGCCCUACGAGGCUGGGGGCGAGAAGGAGCAAGACCCCCGCCUCAUUCCGGUCCCUGCCAACAGCUACUUUGGGUUGCUUUUUGUGACCAACAUUGAUAGCUCAGACCCUGACCAGCUGGUGUAUAAAACUUUGGACCCUGCUGACCGGCUCACAGGACCAGCCGGAGACUUGACCUUGAAUAGCUAUUUAGGUUUCUCCAUCGACUCUGGGAAGGGUCUCUUGCGUGCAGAAGAGCUGAGUUUUGUGGCAGGGGCCCCUCGUGCCAACCACAAGGGGGCCGUGGUCAUUCUGCGCAAGGAUAGCGCCAGCCGCCUGAUACCUGAGGUUGUGUUGUCUGGGGAGCGCUUGACCUCUGGCUUUGGCUACUCACUGGCUGUGGCUGAUCUCAACAAUGACGGCUGGCCAGACCUGAUUGUGGGUGCCCCUUACUUCUUUGAGCGCCAAGAAGAGCUGGGAGGUGCUGUGUAUGUGUACAUGAACCAGGGUGGCCACUGGGCAGAUGUCCCUCCUCUCCGGAUCUGUGGCUCCCCUGACUCCAUGUUUGGAAUCAGCUUGGCUGUCUUGGGGGACCUCAACCAAGAUGGCUUCCCAGAUAUUGCCGUGGGAGCUCCCUUUGAUGGAGAUGGGAAAGUCUUUAUCUACCACGGAAGCAGCCUGGGGGUGGUUGUCAAACCUUCACAGGUGCUGGAGGGCGAGGCCGUGGGCAUCAAGAGCUUCGGUUACUCCCUGUCCGGUGGCCUGGAUGUGGAUGGAAACGACUACCCAGACCUGCUCGUGGGCUCGCUGGCUGAUACUGCUGCGCUGUUCAGGGCCAGACCUGUUCUUCACGUCUCCCAAGAGAUCUUCAUUGCUCCGAGAGCCAUCGACCUAGAGCAGCCCAACUGUGCUGGUGGACGCUUGGUCUGCGUGGACAUAAGGAUCUGUUUCAGCUACACUGCUGAGCCCAGAAGCUACAACCCUGCUGUGGCCCUGGAUUACAUGUUAGAUGGGGACACAGACCGGCGGCUCCGGGGCCAGGUUCCACGGGUGACUUUCCUGAGCCGAGGCCCAGAUGACCUCAAGCAUCAGUCCUCAGGCACUGUGUUGUUGAAGCACCAGCGUGACCGAGUCUGUGGAGACACCAUGUUCCAGCUGCAAGAAAAUGUCAAAGACAAGCUUCGGGCCAUUGUGGUGACCCUGCUGUAUAGUCUCCAAACCCCUCGGUUACGGCGACAAGCUCCUGGCCAGGGGCUCCCCCCUGUGGCUCCCAUCCUCAAUGCUCACCAGCCCAGCACCCAGAGGACAGAGAUCCACUUCCUGAAGCAAGGCUGUGGCGAAGAUAAGAUCUGUCAGAGCAACCUGCAGCUAGUGCAGGCCCGAUUCUGUUCCCGGACCAGCGACACCGAGUUCCAGCCUCUGCCCAUGGACGUGGAUGGAACAAGGGCCCUGUUUGCACUGAGUGGGCAGCCAUUCAUCGGCCUGGAGCUGACGGUCACCAAUCUGCCCUCGGAUCCGGCCCAGCCUCAGGCAGAUGGCGAUGAUGCCCACGAAGCCCAGCUCCUGGUCACCCUACCAGCCUCGUUACAUUACUCAGGUGUCCGGGCCCUGGACACUGUGGAGAAGCCGCUCUGCCUGUCCAAUGAGAAUGCCUCUCAUGUUGAGUGUGAGCUGGGGAACCCUAUGAAGAGAGGUGCCCAGGUCACUUUCUACCUCAUCCUCAGCACCUCUGGAAUCACUAUUGAGACCACAGAGCUGGAGGUGGAGUUGCUGUUGGCCACGAUCAGUGAGCAGGAGCUGCACCCGGUCUCUGUUCGAGCUCAUGUCUUCAUUGAGUUGCCGCUGUCCAUUUCGGGGGUGGCCACUCCCCAGCAACUCUUCUUCUCUGGCGAGGUGAAGGGUGAGAGUGCCAUGCGAUCAGAGAGGGAUGUGGGCAGCAAGGUCAAGUACGAGGUCACGGUCUCCAAUCAAGGCCAGUCGCUCAACACUCUGGGCUCUGCCUUCCUCAACAUCAUGUGGCCCCACGAGAUUGCCAACGGGAAGUGGCUGCUGUACCCCAUGCGGGUGGAGCUGGAGGGUGGACAGGGGCCCGGGAAGAAAGGGAUCUGCUCUCCAAGACCCAACAUCCUCCGCCUGGAUGUGGACAGCAGGGAUAGGAGGCGGCGAGAGCUGGAGCAGCCGGAGCCGCAGGAGCCUCCAGAGAAGCUGGAGCCCAGCACGUCCUGGUGGCCAGUGUCCUCUGCUGAGAGAAAGAGAAACAUCACCCUGGACUGCGCCCAGGGCACGGCUAAUUGUGUGGUGUUCAGCUGCCCACUCUACAGCUUUGAUCGCGCGGCAGUGCUACAUGUCUGGGGUCGCCUCUGGAACAGCACCUUUCUGGAGGAGUACAUGGCCGUGAAGUCCCUGGAAGUGAUCGUCCGUGCCAACAUCACAGUGAAGUCCUCUAUCAAGAACUUGUUGCUCAGAGAUGCAUCCACAAUGAUCCCAGUGAUGGUGUACUUGGACCCUAUGGCUGUAGUGGCAGAAGGAAUCCCCUGGUGGGUCAUCCUCCUGGCAGUACUGGCUGGGCUGCUGGUGCUGGCCCUGCUGGUGCUGCUGUUGUGGAAGCUGGGAUUCUUCAAGCGCGCAAAGCACCCCGAGGCCGCUGUGCCCCAGUACCACGCAGUGAAGAUCCUCCGGGAAGACCGACAACAGUUCAAGGAGGAGAAGACGGGCACCAUCCAGAGGAGUAACUGGGGCAACUCCCAGUGGGAGAGCUCUGAUGCGCACCCCAUCCUGGAUGCCGAUUGGCACCCCGAUCUGGGUCCCGAUGGAACUCCCGUGCCAGUCACUGCCUAGCUUCCCUUGUUCCAGGCCUGCCUGCGGGUCCCUUUCAUUCUUCCCCAAGAUGGCUCCUGGGGAUGGGGAUAGUGGAGUAGGUUGGUGGCUUCACGUUGAGAUACAGGCAGGCUCUACUUCCUCAGGGGCACAGACCUCUCCCACCAUGAGAACCACCCCUCCGACUUCCCCUUAGAAUGCUGUGAGACGAGGGGGCCAUAUCAGGGGUGAGCUGCGGGGCACGGCUGGAAGGUGCAGGAUGGGGAGUAGGGGUCCUGGUCUCCCUCUCUCACCCGCCCUGUGUAGCACGCCUCCCCAAAGUGCCUUAGACAGAGGGUCAGGGAGGAGGUCGUGUCACUGUCUCAGGGGCUCUUCCCUCCAUAGCCUGCCCUGUCCUCCGACCUUAGCUGUACCAGCCUAGUG